AUGCCUACUGAUGAUCUUGUCGAGCUUUUGCCUUCCCGUAUUCGAAGAAGGUUGUCUAGAGGAUUGACGAGCAAGCCUAUGGCUCUCGUCAAAAAAUUGCGUAAUGCGAAAAGGGAAGCACCAGCCGGUGAGAAGCCAGAAGCAGUGAGAACACAUCUAAGGGACAUGGUGAUUAUGCCUGAAAUGAUUGGAAGCAUCAUCGGUGUGUACAAUGGAAAGACAUUUAACCAAGUCGAGAUCAAACCGGAGAUGAUUGGACAUUACUUGGCUGAGUUCUCAAUCUCAUAUAAGCCGGUUAAGCACGGUAGGCCUGGCGUUGGUGCUACCAAUUCCUCUAGGUUUAUCCCUCUCAAGUGA
This is a messenger RNA of Microthlaspi erraticum, 357 nucleotides long. The record is from the annotation of a GenBank genome assembly. Lineage: Eukaryota; Viridiplantae; Streptophyta; Magnoliopsida; Brassicales; Brassicaceae.